UUUCUGGCUCUGGAUGAGGAGCGGGCGGAGGCUGGAGGGCGGGCGCGGGGCGGCGGGCGCGGCGCCGGGGCGGGGGCUCAGCCGCGGUCGGUCCCGGGCUCCAGCGGUGCUGUCGCCGCCACCGCCCUCGCGGCGCGCCCAGUGAGCGCGGCACCACCACCAGCAGCAGGCGGCGGCGGAGGAGGAGCCGCGGGGCGGGGCGGCGGGCACGGCACGGCGCGGGAGGGGCGCGGCGGCCGAGGCGGCGGCGGCGGCGGCGGCGGGGCCGGCGCUGUGAGGAGCGGGAGGCGGAGGCUGCGGCGCGGGCCCGCGACCCUGCAGGCGGCGGCGGCGGCGAAGGGAGGAGCGGCGGCGGCGAGGCGGCAGCGCAGUGGCGGGCUCCCCCUGCAGCCCGGCCGGGAAUCAAAAUUUUCAAAGCUAUUAAAACACCUAGAGAUGUUGAUAGGAAGCUAUAUUCUUUCAUCUCCCUCCAAAGGCUGGAUAAGCUUUGGUGCCAAUGUACUCUUAAAUCCAGUUAGGUCUCUCAGAAUGCAGAGACGAGAUAAGUCCAGGGAAUGGAACUGUCAGUGUAAUAUGUGGUUGAGCAGAUACCCAGACAUGCCUCAAGAAAUGUCUGCUUCAUCUUCUUCAGUAGCAUCAAUAUAUCAGUUAAAGGACUGAGGUGAAGGAACUGUUUCCAGUGGAGCCUAACGUAUUGAACCACAUCAUCUGGCUGAACUGAGCAUGGUGACAUCCUGUCUGCUCUGUUGUUACCUGCAGUGGACCAUGGGGUUCCUGUUCCACACCCACCCCAAUGGUAUCAGAAUGUCUUCCAGACUUCUUACCGAUAAAAAAUAUUAGAAAACAAGACUAGCAUCUGUCAAAUGGGGCUCCCUCUCCAUUUCUCUCUACACAUCUUUCCUUUGGGGGGAGAAGAAGAGGAGAAUAGCAUGAAAAGUGCAAAAUGUUUCAAAUUCCUGUUCAAAAUCUUGAUAAUAUCAGGAAGGCUCGAAAAAAGGUGAAGGACAUUCUUGUGGAUCUUGGGCUUGACAGCUGCAGGGAACUGUUGAAGAAUCUUAAAAGUUUUGACCCAGGUGAAAAACACUUUUGUAACACUUCAUGGAGUGAUGUCUCUCCUUGGGAGCCCGUGGGCAAAAGGAAGAGAUACAGAACAAAGCCGUACUGCUGUAGCUUAUGCAAGUUCUCAUCAAAAUUGCUUACUUCAUUCAAGAAUCACUUGCACCGUUACCAUGAGGAUGAAAUGGACCAAGAGCUGGUGGUUCCUUGCCCAAAAUGUGCAUUUGCUUCUGGUCCCAAAGUAACGGGAAAACAUAUCCGGAUGUUUCAUUCGUCUAAUAAAAGAAUACAGAACUACACAGUCAGCAUUUUGGAUGGCAUGAAACAAUUCAGGAGUGACAUCAUAAACUUCACAUGUCUAAAAUGUCAGUUUACAGACACAUUGUAUUACAACAUGAAGAAACAUGUUCUGAUGAACCAUUUUCAAAACUUAGUAAGUACAUAUUUUGGUGAGAAACCUGAUGAACAAAAAGAGAAUUCUAUUGAGCAUUACUGUAAAAAGUGUAAUGCUUCUGCAAACAGCCAAGAUUCUUUAAUGUAUCAUGUCUUGACAGCUGAAACACACCGAGACCUGGAGAACAAACUUCGGUCUGUGAUUUCAGAACAUAUUAAGAAACCAGGACUUGUGAAACAAAUGCAUAUUGCUCCAAAGCCUUCCCAAGACAUGGCAGCGACUGCUCCAUCUGCAGGGCCUGCCCCUGCCCCAGCAGGUUCUGUCGCAGCUCCGGCUUGCGUCCAGCUUGCAUUUCCACAGAAUAAUCAAAACCAGAGUGUGGUGCAGCCAAAACCAGUUCAAAGCCCAGUCAGACCACCGACGGUUCCAAGUGCCUCUAGUAGCCUUGAACAUACAACUUCUGCUCCGGUUGUUACCCCAUCACAUGUUACUCUUGUGUCUAGUAAUGUUCCUGUAGGUCAGAAUAAUGUUAAUAUUCAGCCAUCACCUUCCCAGCCUAUCAUCGUUUCCCAUAGGCUCCCUGUUAAUCAGCCUGUGAGGGCUGGAGCUAUUCCUAUUAGUCAUUCUGUUGGGACUGUAAACAGAACUGUGGCCCCUGCAGUGCUUCCUCUUAAUCAACCUGUCAGGCCUGGGCUCUUUCCUAUUAAUCAGCCCCUUGGUACUAUAAAUGGUCCAGUUGCAGCUGGACCACUACCUGUUACUCAGCCUGUCAGCCCUGUGAAUCGACCGGUUGCACCAGGAGUCCUCCCUGUUAAUCGACCGGUUGCACCAGGAGUUCUCACAGUCAAUCAAUCACUUGGGAAUGUGAAUAGACCCCUUGGUCCCAGGGUCCUUCCCAUGGCACAGCCAGUUGCAUCAGGGGUUCUGCAGCUUAACCAGCCCGUUGCCUCUGGGGUUGUUCCUGUCAGACAGCCUGUCAGACCUGGGUUUCUUCAGCUUAAUCAACCUGUUGCCCCAGCAGUUUUCCUAGUAAAUCAGCCAGUUCAACCUGCAGUUUCUCAAAAUGCAACUUUUUUCACUGCAGGUUCUAUACUUAGGCAGUUGAUUCCAACUGGUAAGCAGGUUAAUGGGAUACCUAUGUACACUCUUGCCCCAGUUUCAGUUACUUUGCCUGUAACUCCUGGUGGUGGAGUAGCAACUGUUACGCCACCACAAAUGCCCAACCAGUUAAUGCAGUCUGGCACAAUAACUCAGUUGUCCCAGUCACCGGCUAGUGCACCCUCUCCUCCAGUGCUUUUAACAUCUCCGGGUAUAUCGUUACAGGCCUCCCCACCUGGUCUUGAAACAAGUCAGGCUAUCAGACAGGCUAAGCAGUGGAAGACUUGCCCUGUUUGCAAUGAGCUUUUCCCAUCCAAUGUUUACCAGGUGCACAUGGAGGUGGCCCACAAACAUGGUGAAAUAAAAAUGGAGGAAACCCUGGAACCUGACAAACUAGCAGCUUGUGCACCCUUUCUAAGGUGGAUGACAGAAAAGACAGUCAGGUGUUUCUCUUGCAAAUGUUUUCUCUGUGAGGAAGAGCUCAUGAAACAUCUCUUGAUGCAUGGCUUAGCUUGCUUGUUUUGCACAGUUACUUUCCAUGACUUAAAAAGCCUUGUGGAGCACAAUAAAGCUACGCACAAUGGGAAGAAGCAGUUACACGCAGACUAUAGCAACAGAGGAUUUCAACUAGGUAAUGAUGCUCAGGGUGACCUUGUAUUUCCACACUUUGAUUUCAGUACCAUGUUACCAGAAGAAGACAUUGGUGAAAGAGAAGUCCAUUUGGCAGUGCUUGCUGGCCUGAACUCGAGGACGCUUGUCCCUGUUUACAUCAAAGUGAAACCUCAGACAGCAGAAAUGAACAAUAGGUGCAACAAAAAAGUUUUAACCUGCCCAUUUUGCUUUGGUACGUUUGUUAGUAAAGAAACCUAUGAAAUGCAUUUGAAAGAGCGACAUCAUAUAAUGCCAACUGUACAUACAAUUUUGAAGUCUCCUGCUUUCAAGUGCAUCCACUGUUGUGGUGUGUACACUGGAAAUAUGACUCUAACAGCUAUCGCUGUACAUUUGCUCCGUUGUAGAAGUGCUCCCAAAGACAGCAACUCAAGCAUGAAUAUGCAGCUUGAGUGUACUGAGAAGAGCGAGCUACUGUUUGUGAAUGGUGAUAAGCAUGAUUCUGGGAUACUGAAAAGAAAGCAAUCGGAUACAUGCUUUGUUGCAGAAGACCAAAGGAAUAAGGAACAGCAGCCUCCGGGCUUAAGUACUGGCAUAGCUCUAUCUCCAGAAAAUGAAGUGAAUUCAGGGGUAGUGCCUUUCAAGCGACAAAAGAUUAAUACUAGGACUGAGAUGAAGAAGCUUCCUUCUAGUGAGGAUCUUCGCAUUCUAGCAGUAGAUCCUAAACACUAUGAUCACAGUUCGUACGAGGCUCAAAAACAGUUUUUGAUAGACUAUUUUCAUGAGAGGCCAUAUCCUUCUAAAAAAGAGAUGGAAUUACUUUCCUCACUGCUAUAUGCGUGGAAAAUUGAUGUUGCAUCGUUCUUUGGAAAAAGGAGAAAUAUAUGCUUAAAGGCGAUAAAUAAUCACAAAUCAUCUGUGCUGCUGGGUUUCAGUAUGUCUGAACUAAAAAAUAUUAAGCACAGUUUGAAUAUAAAAGAUGAACCGUUAGAUAUGUAAACAAGCUUUUUAUAACAGCUAAAAGCAAUCCAUAAUGGCAUACUUACCGAUUUAGCAGUUUAUUGUGUUACUUGUUUUAACUUGCAGACUGGCCUGUUGAAGGGUGCAGUAGUACAAAAAGUCUUGUUCAGCUGUGACUGUUUUUGUGAAAGGCACACGUAGCUGUGUAUUUGAAAAAGCUAAAACCUUCAGACUUACACAUCUGGAAUUUGUUUUAGCUUUUUUCUUUUUCUGGAGUAGUGGGUUUUUUUUUGUUUGGGUUUCUUUUUUUGUUGUUUGUUGCCCUUUCUCCCCCUCCAGGCUCCCAUUACACUUUUUAUACCACCAUGUAAAACCUUUGUCCUGUUACAAACAAAUUUUAUUUUAUUUUUUCUGCAAUGUUGUCAUCCUUUUCUAAACAAUAAAAUGUAUAAUGUUCGUUAAAAUACUGAGGUAAACUACAUGAAAAACAUCUAUUUGAUUAUUGUGUUUUUAAGUCCCAAUUUUUUCAACCUUUUUUUGUUUUAUCGACUGAAGGAGUGAUUAUAGCCUUUACGUCCAUUGCCCCUUCAAAUUCCCAGUGCACUGGUAGCAAUAAAAUACAGGGCAAUCUGUUUUUUUAUUUUUUUUUCCAUCAGUCGGAAUACCUGUGCCAGUUAAGUCUGGUGACUUGCAGUAUCUAACUAGUGUUAACGUGGUGGGGAUUGAGGGGCUUGCGGGUGCCUAUUGAGGUGUUAUAAUUAACUCACUUGAAAUGGUUGUGUUAUUAUCUGUUAAAUAGAUCUUGCUAACCGGAAGUGUUUUACUCUUUUUGUUGGUAUUGAAGCCUGGUUGUUUAAAUACCUUUUGUUCAAAGCCUGGUAGCAGCAUUUGGUUUUGUUUCUUUUUCAAAAAGCAAAACUGCUUUGGAGAGUAUUGGAUUGCUUUGAUACGUGGAGUAUGUGGCUUCUGUGCACAUCACUUACCUGUAGAAGCCCUAUCCAAAUAUCACCAAAGUUUGGCGAAAAAUCCGAUUUUUAUUUUAAAUUGCUGUUGCAUGGGGCAGUAACUGAGCCGUGCCUCCUCCCCAGCAAAUGCGAUACAUGGCCUGAAGUCCUUUGAGUCAGAAAUUGUACAAACUGAAACUGGCUGAAUUGGUAGCCUCAAGUCUUUAAACUCUGUCGAGUGCCUGAACCGAUGAUACUCAUGUAGUGAUUGUUUUUUAUUGUCCUACAGAGGGCAUAAGAAUAGUAUAAAACCCCAACAGACUAUAUUGUUCAGUAUGAACUCGCAUCCCUAUUACAGGUUACAUGAAAGCUGUUGGGAAGGUUCAUUUGAGUUGAAGAACAAACUCUAGUACUGGUGGCCACAUUGUGGCCUUGUUUAGUACUGUCCUUCCUUUCUAGAUAUGCUUGGUUUCAUCUGGCUUGUCAAACGGUGCCUCCAAUAUUCAUUAAUAGCCAGUUAUAUAAUAAAUAACGUAUAAUAUGCAUUUUUUUUCUUCCUCCUCUUCAUCCCCCUCUCCCCACCCAUCUUUCCCAGAUGAAAAACAAAGACAGGCUUCUCUGUCGGUUCACUUGUGCUAGGGUUACAAGGAAAAGGUGAUAUGUCCAAGCUUAUUUCUAUUUAAGUAGUAAGCAUACUUUUGCUCUGUGCAGUAGUUUUUAAAGCAGGUACAGAAUUGUUCUUUGUGCCGUUUUUAGCAGAAUUUGGUGAAUUUGUCCACCUGAGAUUCUAUAAGCUGUUUGAAAUUCUAUUUUGGAUACAAUCUUGAUAUUUUCAUAUUGAGAAUUUCAAAGCAUUUUAAUGUAUAUAUAACAUACCGUUAACUUAAACUUGAGAUAAUCUGUUAUUUGGUAAAACCUAGUCAUUUAAUAGCAGCGUUGAACAACCACAAGCACCGUAUAUGGGAUCGUCUGCACACCCUACCCCAAAGAGUGACAGUGAGUAAGCAGCAGUGUGUUCUUAUAGCCUAAUAAUAACUCAUUAAAAAUAAAAUAAUUAUAUCUGGGCAUAGCACAGUUCAUGAAGCAGUUUGAAGGGCUCUCGCUGAGGAAGAGGGAUGCCCUGUAGAAGUUCUGAAAUCUAGACACUCAAUUUCACUCUUAAAGCCUUGAUACUGUGAGCCCUGCCAUCUUCGGGUAGUUCUGCUGGUACCAUUGAAACUCCCGCAGGGAGGAGGAAUUUGGGAGCGUGCAUCUGGGGAAGGCUUGCCAUGAACGGUUCAAGGUUGUUCUUGAAAGAACAGCGUGGCUUGGAGUGGGGAGCAGAGAAGUCAUUUCAGGGUUCGUCCAUGCUUGGGGCACCAGUCUUACCAGAGUUUUCCUCUGUAGUGUCCAGUGAUGAUGUUAAGCAUUUUAUUUAUUGGUCUUUGAUUUCGUAGAUUCAAAUAAACCAGCUUUCUAACUUUC
Messenger RNA from Phalacrocorax carbo (great cormorant), 6525 nucleotides. The record is from RefSeq and is a predicted model, not a curated record. NCBI's taxonomy places the organism in Eukaryota, Metazoa, Chordata, Aves, Suliformes, Phalacrocoracidae.